AUGGAGAAGGGUUUGAAGCUCGUCAAAGAACCUGAAGGAAGAAAAGUGGGCAGCACUUUAUACAAACAAAUUAUGAGAAGCUUGAUGUACUUGACAGAAACAAGGCCUGAUUUUUGCAUGUUUGACUUUGGAAUUUUUUAUCAGAUGAAAGCAGCUGGACAUUUGGUUGGUUACACUGAUAGUGACUAUGCCGGAAAUCUUGAAGACAUGAAAAGUACAUCGGGAUAUUCUUGUAUGUUGGGGUCUGGAGUUAUUUCUUGGUCUUCAAAAAAGCAACCUAUUGUUACUUUAUCGACCACAGAGGCAGAGUAUGUUGCUGCAGCAUCAUACGCUUGUCAAGCUAUUUGGCUGAGGAACAUCCUUGAAGAACUUUAUUUUAAGAAGGAAGGACCAAUGCCAAUCUAUUGUGAUAAUACUUCGGCGAUUAAUCUUUCAAAGAAUCCAGUUGAAUAUGGAUAA
Molecule: messenger RNA, 459 nt
Organism: Capsicum annuum
Lineage: Eukaryota; Viridiplantae; Streptophyta; Magnoliopsida; Solanales; Solanaceae
Product: secreted RxLR effector protein 161-like
Exons: 2
Coding region: 1-459 (152 amino acids)
Source: RefSeq, a predicted model, not a curated record